AUGUAUCUGUAUUCCUUCGUUCUCGGAGCUCUGACUCUGUUAUCUGCUCCAGUUGUGGCAGCAACAGCAGCUACAACCCAAUAUGAAGUCGUCGAGCAACUACGAAGAGUUCCGGAUGGAUGGGUACAAGGUCCCAGGCCGUCACCCUCGAUGUUGAUGCAAUUCCGCCUUGCCAUGACUCAACCACGAGCCGGCGAAUUCGAGCAACAUGUGAUAAACAUUGCAACGCCCGGGCACAAAAUGUACGGCAAGCACAUGAAGCGUGAUGAGGUCAAGGCCUUUAUGCAACCUUCCGCCGAAGUCUCAGAUGCCGUCGUGUCAUGGCUAAAGUCAGAGGGCGUUUCGGACAACUUGAUGGAGGUAGACAGCGACUGGGCUAAGUUCAUUGUUCCGCUACACCAAGCAGAGAAGAUGCUGAACACGACCUUUUAUAUUUUCCACGAUGAAGACAAGACCGUGUUUAGAGUGCGCACUUUACAGUACUCGGUACCCAGAGAAAUCCAUCAGCAUGUCCGACUCAUUCAACCAACGACCCAUUUCGGACGGAACAAGGCUCACAAGAGCCUAGUUCACAAUCAACAAAAGAUUGACACUGCCGCACAGGCUAAUUGCAACACAUUAAUCACGCCAGACUGCUUACGAGAUUUGUAUAAACUAGGCAAUUUUGUGGCAAGCCCAGAUCCCCGUAACAAGUUGGGCAUUUCAGGAUACCUAGAGCAAUAUGCAAGAUAUGAUGAUCUGAAAGCAUUUUUGAAACAAUACGCACCACAAGCGAAAGACGCCACUUUUACAGUUCAGGAAAUCAAUGGCGGUCUGAACGACCAGUCUUCAAAUUCUGACAGCGUCGAGGCAUCUCUCGACAUGCAAUAUGGGAUUUCUUUGUCAUACCAAACGCCAACGAUAUUCUUCAGUACAGGCGGCCGUGGUCCACUGAUCCCCGAUGCGAGUCAACCCAACGCCAGUGCUUCAUCAAACGAGCCUUAUUUGGAGCAACUCCAUUACCUAUUGAACCUAUCAGACGAAGACUUGCCGGCAGUGCUGUCUACUUCGUAUGGGGAAAAUGAACAAACUCUCCCAGAGUCGUAUACCAACACUACAUGCAGUCUUUUUGCUCAGCUUGGAGCCCGAGGCGUGUCGAUCAUCUUCAGCAGCGGAGACGAAGGAGUCGGCCAGGCAUGUCUCACGAAUGAUGGAACCAAUAGAACACGAUUCAAUCCUAUUUAUCCCGCUUCCUGUCCGUUCGUCACUUCAGUUGGAGGAACCUACCAAAUCAAUCCAGAGCGAGCAGUGGCUUUCUCUUCUGGAGGAUUUUCUGAGCGCUUCCCUCGCCCGUCAUAUCAAGAAGAUGCCGUUGCAUCCUAUCUAUCCAUUUUGGGUGACCGGUGGGAGGAUCUCUACAAUCCAGGCGGACGAGGCUUUCCUGAUGUGUCUGCUCAGGCGCAUGCUUAUCUUGUACGAGAUCACGGCAGUUUUAUCCAAGUAGAUGGAACCAGCGCUUCUGCACCAACUUUCGCGGCCAUCAUCGCAGAUUUGAACUCGGUGCGACUGGACAACAACCAGUCUAUUCUCGGCUUUCUCAAUCCUUGGUUAUAUGCAUUAAAUGGCGCCGGGUUUACAGAUAUUAUAAAUGGCGGCUCAAAUGGGUGCACCGGCAAGGAUUCUAAAUCCGGUGUAGCGACGCCAUAUGUUCCUUAUGCCAGUUGGAAUGCCACUCCUGGAUGGGAUCCAGUCACCGGCUUGGGGACGCCUCUUUUUGAUUCCCUGUCUCAACUUGCUAUUGAGGCAUGA
This is a messenger RNA of Talaromyces marneffei, 1788 nucleotides long. RefSeq lists its product as uncharacterized. The record is from RefSeq and is a predicted model, not a curated record. Gene Ontology annotation, molecular function: tripeptidyl-peptidase activity; serine-type endopeptidase activity. Gene Ontology annotation, biological process: proteolysis. The transcript has 2 exons. NCBI's taxonomy places the organism in Eukaryota, Fungi, Ascomycota, Eurotiomycetes, Eurotiales, Trichocomaceae. Bases 1 to 1788 code for a protein of 595 amino acids.